CCGGUUGGUGACAGGUCGCGCGGGAGAACGUGUUUCUGAGGUAAAUUAAGUGCGUUUUCGGUUCGAAUCGAUCCACAUCAAACUCGGUUUAAAGGCGAUGGACGUGUCAAAAGAAACGGACUACAGACAUUUCGAGAGAAAGGAAUGCUUCCACUACCUCACUAACGUUCCUCAAAGCCAAGAGUCAGGACGCUGCAGUGAGGUGAAUAUCUUGGUUGUCAGUGAGGUCACCACCAAAUCUGUCUCUAUGAAACUGCGACGAGCCUCAGUGCAGAGAGGUCGAUGUCAACAGCGAGACGAUGUGAAGUUCUUCAGAGCAGGAGAGAGCAGAAGGGUUCCAAAGCGAGGAACCCUUGAGACGAACGCUGCUUCCACCUGCUCUGAGAUCAGCGCUGUGCUGUUGAAUGACACUGGCUCUAGCCAGUCAGAUGACGAGUGUAUCGACCUCACUGUUGUCGACAGUAGAAAAGCAGACCAUGGGCCUUUGAUUUGCGAUCUGACAAAACGACCGUUGAAGAAGAGAAGAGAAGGUGAGAGGCAGCCUUCAGAGUUUAUUGAAUGUAAAGAAAACUCGGAUGUGACGGUUCAGAAGAUCUCCCUGGCUCCAGGCGCGAUGGCUGAAGACACUCUUGGGAAACUCAGAUUGGUGUCUAACACCUCUAGAAGCCCUGCUGCUUCUCGUGGAGGAAGCGUUGAUGAAUGUGGUUCUGCAUUGGAUAAUUCCAAUACUGAUUGGUUUGUGGAGUCCGGUCCCAGCUCUCCCCACAUCGCUGUUAAUACUGUAAAGUUCUGCAGAGAAUGCGAGAGUCUUUUCGCCAGGAUGAGAAGACAGCCGCCACCUAAAACGAAAAGCCGUGACAAGAAUCCGACAUCUUUAUCUUGUGAUCAGUGGGUUCUUCUCAAGAAGUGGCACCCUCAGAAACAUCGUCAUAAGGAGAGGGGAAUACUGUGGAGAAGCCUGUCUCAGAUCAGGAAGCUGGCGUCACAAUGCUCAGAUUCAGUAGCAACAAACAGAACUCCGGCAGUCUGUUCAAGACCUCAUGUGUUUCAGCAGAGGAAUUUGCGUCGUUGCAAGUAUUUGACCUCGAUUGAGAAAGAUUCAUCCUUGAGCAAAACAAAGUCACAACAUCGAAAGAGACCACGAUAUGUGGCCUGGCCGCCCAUUGGUGGGCAAAAACGAAGGAAAAGGAAGACUUCCAUGAACAACACAUUAUCCCAGGACCUUUCUCCACCCAAACAUGGCAUCAGUGUGGCACACGAAGACAAACUACUCCUACAUGAUGACAUUUCAAGUUUAAAUGCAGAUGCCAAGCUGAACUACAACAAACAGAAAGAGAACGAUGUCCGCGGCAAGUUGGACAUGCAUGAAGUGUCUGGUGCCAUGGAGGGAACGCGGCGGGCACUGAAGUUUGAUGACACGUUAGAAGCUGAUGCCGUGGAAACUGCUGAACAGAAGCAGGGCCCUGGGCAACAGAUUGGUGAAAGCCAGAAUGGUUCCCGGACCAAGGACUUGAAUAGGCUGCAGGAAGAGUUUUCUGAAGAGUCUGAUGGUUUCAGGACACCGACAGAUCUGUUCAGCGUGAAGCCGAUGAUUACAAGAGCGAGCCAAAAGAGAGAGUUGGCCUCUGCUGAUGCCAAGACUACUGUACAGAGGCCAAACUUCAGAUCCAUGUUAGCCACACUGGUGAAGAAUCAGAACCAGAUUAUUAAAGAAUCCUGCCAAUAGGUCUUCUGAAGCCUACAAGUGAUUGUUAGUCAUUUUAUUUAAGUAAAGAGACUUGUUUUCUUUCUAUCUGUUAAUUGUUUAAAUGAAGAGAUCUGUUCUCUGAAACAUUUUCAGCAUGUUUUCUGCUAAUAUUUAUUUUACUGUGCCUUUAUUUGUGUUCUGCAAUUGCAUUUGCAUCAGAAAAUAAAUCUUGCAUUGA
This is a messenger RNA of Myxocyprinus asiaticus (Chinese sucker), 1925 nucleotides long. RefSeq lists its product as uncharacterized. NCBI's taxonomy places the organism in Eukaryota, Metazoa, Chordata, Actinopteri, Cypriniformes, Catostomidae. The transcript has 6 exons. The record is from RefSeq and is a predicted model, not a curated record. Bases 98 to 1726 code for a protein of 542 amino acids.